AUGCAAAUUUCUUCAAAAGAACACGCUGUGCAGCCAUUUCUUUCUUUCUCUCUUUCUUACUCUCUUUCUGUCUCUCUUUCUUUCUUUCUUUCUCUCUUUCUUUCUCUCUUUCUUUCUCACUUUCUGUCUCUCUUUCUCUUUACAUUGUUUUCUUUCCUGUUUUUUUCAGCAACUUUUCAACUUAUUUUUAUUCAAUCUAGAAAUACAGUAUUCUCUACUUACAUUAAACAUUUUCCUCCCUAUUUUGUUUUUGCUUUUUCUUCUUUGUUUCUUCUGAUAAUUUCUUUCUUUCUUUCUUUCUUUCUUUCUUUCUUUCUUUCUUAUUUUCUUUCUUUCUUUCUUUCUUUCUUUCUCAUGAUAUCCUUGUUUUUACUCAUUUCUUUCUAUUCUUUUUCUUUUGUUUUUAUUCUCAUUGGUUCACUUCUUUUCUCCCCUUUGUCUCCUUUUUCUAUUGCAACCUACUUUUCUUUUAUUUGUUUUUAUUUCUCUUUUUAUUUAUCCAAUUUCUCUAAUUCUUUCUCUUUUACUCUUACUUUUCUCUCCCUUUACACUAAGUUGACUUCUUUUUUCCUUUUUAAUCUCUCUCUCUCACACACUCUAUUCUCUAUUAUCUUUCUACUUUUCUAUCUUACUCUUUCCUCUUUUUUUUCUCAAUACUCUCAUUUACUUCUCUCCUGUAAGCUUUUUCUUAUUAUCUCUUUUUCUUUGAUCAUCCUUUUCUCUCUCUCUCCCUUUGUAUGUCUUAUUUCUCUCUCUGAUUGCCUCUCAUUUUUUUCUCUUUUUAUUUCUGUUUAUUUCUAUUUCUCAUUCUGUGAUUCUGUCCAUUUCUUUUAA
Messenger RNA from Acanthosepion pharaonis, 834 nucleotides. The record is from the annotation of a GenBank genome assembly. Lineage: Eukaryota; Metazoa; Mollusca; Cephalopoda; Sepiida; Sepiidae.